AAAUGCGCUCUAGCAAAGUAAACAAACGACAGAAGGAUCGAGUUGAGAUCGUCUAUGGAAUGGUAGUUUCGCUAAUUAUUGCGAGACCCGAAGGAAAACAUUUUUGUUCUCAACCUGAAUGUUCUUCAUUGACAGAUUGGAGGAUUGAGCAAAUCUAAGUGGUCAUUUCAAAGUUCAAAGAAAUGUUGUUGGGUCAUGCUGAUGGUCUAUCAGAAAUGAGAUCAUCGAGGGAUCAGCUACUUCCUGAUCCUGAAUCUGAGUUAGAAGAUGAUGAUGAUGAGGCAGCAUCUACUUCUGAACAGAUACUGUACACUGCCUCUUUUGAAGAACUUGCAAGAAAUAUUAUUCAGUAUGAUACUAUUAUAUGGUUUUCUAUAUCACUAUUACUGGUUUUAGCUUGGGGGGUAGGCCUCAUCAUGUUGUUGUAUCUACCCUUUAGAAGAUACGUACUUCAAAAGGACAUUUCUUCUCGCAAACUAUAUGUUACACAGAGCCAUGUGGUUUACAAGAUUUCAAGGCCUUCUUUUAUACCCUUUUGGGGUGUAAUUACAAUUGAGAAGCAGGUGCCUCUUUCCAUGGUGAUUGAUAUCAUUAUUGAACAAGGUUGGUUGCAGUCAUUGUAUGGAAUCCAUACAUUUAGAAUUGAAAGUAUAGCUCGUGGAAAAGCCGCACCUGUAGAUGAGCUGCAGGUUCAAGGGGUUGCAAAUCCCGGACUUUUGAGGAAGGUAAUCAUAACAGAAGCUUCAAAGGUUAUGCAGGAUAUUGGUAUAAGUCGAAAGCCUGCUACUCUGGCUGAGGAAGGGGAAACUUUUUCUCAGAUCGGAUCACCAACUGAGAGACCUUUAAUUUUCAAAUCACCAUCCAAAAGUUUGAAGAUGACUGGUUCACCCCGUUUUUCUCCAAUGGACCGCAGAGGCAUAAUACCCGAGGAUUUGGUGCUGAAUAAACUAGAAGAAGUAAGCAGAUCAGUUAAGAAAAUUGAAUCCCUGAUGGAGAAGUCCCAAUCUUCCCCCAAAAGCAAAGCAGUUAAGCAGCUCAAAUUCGGUCACUGAAACAUCUGAAGAGAGAAAGCGCGACACAACUGAAGCAGACAAUGUGGAUUUGACAAUUAUUAUGUGUUGAAGUACAUGCUGUUUGUGAUCAGAAGUUCCUUCAAUAUCCAUUUGAUACUACAUAUCGAUCUUUGAGGUUUACUAUCCCUCUAUUGAAUCUGAAUUUUGCAAACAAUCAUUUUAUGUAUAUUUUUAUUUUGCUAACUUGGGUUGAUCUGUAUUGGAUUCAAUUCGAUAAAAGAUUAUUUGCACAUCA
Molecule: messenger RNA, 1308 nt
Organism: Tripterygium wilfordii
Lineage: Eukaryota; Viridiplantae; Streptophyta; Magnoliopsida; Celastrales; Celastraceae
Exons: 7
Coding region: 183-1052 (289 amino acids)
Source: RefSeq, a predicted model, not a curated record